Messenger RNA from Paraglomus brasilianum, 519 nucleotides. NCBI's taxonomy places the organism in Eukaryota, Fungi, Glomeromycota, Glomeromycetes, Paraglomerales, Paraglomeraceae. The record is from the annotation of a GenBank genome assembly.
AUGUUCUUAAACGCUAGUCUGUUGGGCGUUUCCCUACUUUUCGUUUUUGUUCUUCUCCCCACGCUCUGGUCGUCAUUUACAUUUAAAGCAGACGACCCUGUCGCAUGCAAUGUUAUAGCAAAAGCUGAUUUCGAAGACCACAACGCCGGACAUAACAUAUCUGGGACGAUUAUUUUCUAUGAAAAGACAUCUGGGAAACUUGAGGUUCAAUUGCAAUUCUUUGGCGGUUUACAUAAAGACAAGAGUAACGUCGAAUACGAAAUAGAAGUUGCGGAUGAAGUGGAAAGAGCUAUACACAACGUCGGACAUUUUACAAUAAACAAUAAUCCUGAUGGACAGAGUGAAAGAUCAAAUGGACAGAUAGUUUUAUCGAAACAAUUUAUAGUUGGAGAUGCGAUGAAAGACUUGGGUAUUUGUUCAGGGGAAGAUAGCGUUGUUGGAAUGCUGUUAACUGUCAAGAGAGAUGGAAUCAUCAUAGCUGAAGAGGAUAUAACUUCAGAGUGGUUAGGACCACGUUGA